GCGGCGGAACUGGUGGAGGCGAAGGUGAGAUCGGGUGGGGAACAGCCCCGUGCAGGAAUUGGGGGGGCACCACUAUUCUCACACAGAACAUGGUGAUGAGUUUCCGUGUAUCAGACUUGCAGAUGCUACUGGGAUAUGUUGGACGGAGUAAGAGUGGUCUUAAGCAUGAGCUGGUCACAAGGGCCCUACAGUUGGUGCAAUUUGAUUGUAGCCCAGAGGUUUUCAAAAAAAUCAAGGAGCUGUAUGAGACACGAUAUGCCAAAAAGAGCUCUGAUGUAGUCACGUCUGCUCCAGUACAGCCUUCUCUACCACACCGAUCACCUGAGGCUCUCCCAAUCCACCAAUCUUAUGAUCACGGGAACAAUGGUCCCAGAACAACUCUCUCUCCCUCUAAUAUUGACUACCCCUCUCUAUAUGGGAAACAUGUUAAUGGCUUAUCCAGGGUCCCUCCCAAAAUCAUAACCAAGCCUGAAGUGAGACUUGUCAAGUUGCCAUUCUACGAUGUUGUGGAUGAACUCUUAAAACCAACAGAGCUGGUUGCUCAGAAUAGUGAGAAGCUCCAGGAUAGCCCCUGUGUAUUUGUUCUGUCGCCCAGGCAAGUGGACCUCAUCAAGAACUCCAGGGAUUUACACCCCGGCAUCAAAUCAGUUCAGGUGGUCCUAAGGAUCUGUUACACUGAUACCAGCUGCCCACAGGAAGAUCAGUACCCACCCAAUAUUGCUGUGAAGGUUAAUCACAACUAUUGCUCAGUCCCAGGUUACUACCCCUCCAAUAAACCCGGUGUAGAACCCAAACGGCCAUGUCGCCCCAUCAACCUUACAAAUCUCAUGUACCUGUCGUCUGCCAGUAACAGAGUCACAGUAACUUGGGGGAAUUAUGGAAAGAGUUACUCUGUGGGUUUGUACCUGGUAAGACAAAGAACCUCUGCUGAACUCCUACAGAGGUUGAAAACCAUUGGUGUGAAACAUCCAGAGCUUUGCAAGACUCUAGUUCGUGAAAAGCUUCGGCUGGACCCAGAUAGUGAGAUUGCAACCACUGGUGUUAGAGUGUCACUUAUUUGUCCGCUAGUAAAGAUGCGUUUGACUGUGCCCUGUCGAGCGGAAACCUGUGCUCACCUCCAAUGCUUUGAUGCAGUCUUCUAUCUUCAAAUGAAUGAGAAAAAGCCAACCUGGACCUGUCCAGUAUGUGACAAACCUGCCCAGUAUGACCAACUUAUCAUUGAUGGUCUCUUGUCCAAGAUCCUCAUGGAGUGUAAAGAUGCAGAUGAGAUUGAAUUCCUUGUUGAUGGGUCCUGGCGUCCAUUAAAGGCAGAGAAAGAAAGAUCCAGCAGUCCUGUGUGUCCUAUUCUUGUGCUAAACUCUGCAGACCUUACAGCCAAGCUUCCCCUUCCCAGCAAUAUGCCAUCAACUGAAAAUGGAAAACCUGGUCCAGAUGUGGUAGACUUGACACUUGACAGCUCUUCGUCUUCAUCGUCGUCCUCUGACGAAGAUGAAGAUGAUGAGGAGGAGGAUCGCCCUCCACAAAAGAGACGCUGCUAUGAGAAAGGGCUUUUAUCAGCCUGCUAACCCCAUCACUCACACAAUGGACUCAGGCCUAGAGGACAGCAGGCAGAUGUUGGGAGAUGGUCCUCCCCCCACCAAAAUCUGUACACAUCACUACUUCCAUAAAAGCUUUCCUGUCAAUAUAACAAUCUUAAGGUGUGCAGUGCAUUGUGUGCAGCAGAUACGGAGCUACUUGCCUCAUUAAUUUACUUGUUGCCCCUCUAUUUUGCUUUCAUAAAUUUUAUCUCUGCGGAGGAGGCCCAGGAGAGACAGACUCAAAGGGGGAGGGAACCAUUCCGUGUCUCCCAUCCCUCCUCCCCUUCAACUGCUGCUUUAAAAUGUAGACCUAUAUCAUUUUAUUUUUCUUUGCUAGACUGCUCCUUUUAUGAUGAUGGUUGGGGGUGAGAAGAGAAAAUAAGUAAUUGACUGCAAAGGAGAGCUGGCAGAGGCUGUAUAUUGCUUGAUUGAAAAUGUAUUAUAGAGAAACAUUGAGUUGUAAAUAUUUAGACAUAGAGCCAUGGGGGAGCAGUUAAAAAAAAAUAUUUAUCUGCCUCUUUACUGCAGGAGUGGGGGAGGGGUGCUUUUAAAAUUUGUUUCCCUUCUACUUGGUGAUAUGCAAAAAGCGGGUGUGUUUUUAAUUUCGUUGGGCAAUGUUAGGGGUGGGUGGGUUACACCACGCUUUCAAUCCAACUACCUCUCUGCUAUUCAGGUUUUAUUUCUGUGCUAGUGAUGGGGGUUAAUGCUGCUCUGAAUACUGUCUUCUUCCUCCCCUAAACUCCAAUAUUGCAUCUUUUCUUUCCAAACUGCCUUGCUGUUUUCCUCAAAUCAUUGGAGUCGCCCAUUGUUACUGUUGCAUACAAAACAUCAAUUUUUUUGGACACACACCCUAGACCUUUUGCAUCAAUUGCCCACGUCAGUUCGUCUCACAGCAGACAAUCCUCUCCUUCCAAACCUAUGGAUGCACUUAAAAGAGGAGCAUGGGGCAUCUGCUUGUUCAUUUUCCUCUAGCCUCUGUAUAGGCUAGGCACCCCUCAAGGUGAAAUUGGGGUGAAGUGGGGUAUUUGUGGAGUCAAAAAUGUCUAGACUCCAAAAAACAUGAAUAUAUAUAUAUUUUUUUUUUUGUUAACCUUUUGACAAGGAGGGUAAACUUAAGCAGGUUCUUUUGUACUAAGACUGCACCUGAUCUUCACUCGUCUCGUCCCAGAGAACUGGACUGUAUUUUAUUUGUUAAUUAUACUUUUUUUUUUUUUUUUUUUUCCCCCUACCUUUUUAUGUCCUUGUGGUAAGAUUUUUUUUAAGUCAGGAUGUAGCUGACCUUGCGAUCUGCCGCAUGGUGACAAUUUAACUUUUAUUUUUCAUUCUAAUUUAAUGAUUUUAAAAACUUGAGUCACUCUAUCUGUUAGCAUUUUAUUUUCUUUAUAUGUGUAUGUUUUCUCUUUUGUAGAAAAAGAAAAUUCUUUACGAGAAAAAAAAAAAAUCCCUAGUCUCCUCUCCCUCUCCUGUGAGUUGGUCCCCCAGAGCUAAAGGAAAAACAAAAACACAAAAAGUUAGUGUUUGUUACAAUAAAACGAUUUACAAUUA
Molecule: messenger RNA, 3122 nt
Organism: Bombina bombina (fire-bellied toad)
Lineage: Eukaryota; Metazoa; Chordata; Amphibia; Anura; Bombinatoridae
Gene: PIAS4
Product: protein inhibitor of activated STAT 4
Exons: 11
Coding region: 90-1565 (491 amino acids)
Biological process (GO): protein sumoylation; regulation of transcription by RNA polymerase II
Molecular function (GO): transcription coregulator activity; SUMO ligase activity; zinc ion binding
Source: RefSeq, a predicted model, not a curated record